Messenger RNA from Thlaspi arvense, 1972 nucleotides. Lineage: Eukaryota; Viridiplantae; Streptophyta; Magnoliopsida; Brassicales; Brassicaceae. The record is from the annotation of a GenBank genome assembly.
CUGGAAAUAAGCUUCGUCUGUAUCUAUCUCUCCACAAGAAUCGGUCCACUCCGAGAAAGGAAAACAAAUAAUAAAAUCAAAAUCAAAAUUUGCCAAAUUCCCAUUCCAUAAGUGUUGAUGGGGUUUCGAUGAAUAAUCCAUUUUGCAACUAUUUUGGAUUUGCGGAAAAACCAAAGAGUGAAGUGAAAGAAAAGAAAAAAAGAGAGAGAAGAUGGCUUGCUUGAAACUGGGUUCCAAAUCUGAAGUCUUUCAUCUAAGUGGUCUCACAUGGCUUUGCUCAACUGGACUCAAACCCGACGUGAUGAUCCAAGUAGAAGACCAAAGCUUCCAUCUUCAUAAGUUUCCGUUGUUGUCAAGAAGUGGAUAUCUAGAAACUCUUUUCAGCAAAGCCUCCGAAACAACUUGCGUGGCUCAGCUUCAUGACAUUCCCGGUGGACCCGAAACGUUCUUGCUCGUUGCCAAAUUCUGUUACGGUGUAAGAAUCGAGGUCACAGCUGAAAACGCAGUGAGCCUCAGAUGUGCAGCAGAGUAUCUCCAAAUGAGUGAAAACUACGGAGAUGCUAACCUCAUCUACCUCACCGAGAGUUUCCUCAGCGAUCACGUUUUCACAAACUGGGAUGAUUCCAUCAAAGCCUUGGAGUGUUGCGAACCAAAACUGCUACCUCUCGCCGAAGAGCUUCACAUUGUCUCUAGGUGCAUUGCUUCUUUAGCGGUCAAGGCUUGUGUUGAGGACACGAGUUUGUUCAACUGGCCAAUCUCACUACCAGAAGGAACCACCACCACUACUACAUUCUGGAACGGGAUACAAACCAAGGCCACGAGCGAAAACUGGUGGUUCAACGAUGUGUCUUCGUUCCUCGAUUUUCAAAUGUACAAAAGAUUCAUCAAAAACGUUGAAUCCAGAGGCGUGAAAGCUGAUAUAAUAGCAGCAUCUGUCACGCAUUACGCCAAACGGAAUCUUCCUCUGCUUGGCUGUUCUAGGCACUCUAGUACAUCUUCAGAGGAAGGUACUAUUAAUGGCGAUGACAUGUACUACUCACACGAAGAUCAAAGAAGUCUCCUUGAGGAGAUCGUUGAGCUGCUGCCGAGCCAAGAACGCGUCACGUCGACGAAAUUCUUGCUCAGGCUUCUCAGGACAUCCAUGGUUCUGCACGCGAGUGCGGUCACUCAGGAGAAUCUCGAGAAGAAGAUCGGUGUGCAGCUAGACGAAGCCGCUCUGGAGGAUCUGCUAAUACCAAACAUGGGAUACUCAGCUGAAACACUCUAUGACAUCGACUCUGUCCAGCGGAUUCUUGAUCACUUCAUGCUGACGUUUGACUCUUCCUCGAGCUGCUACAGUAACAUCGCUCAUCCAUGGCUGACAGAGUCAGAGAGAGAGCAACUGUGCCUGCUGAUGGAUUGCCAGAAGCUGUCUUUGGAGGCAUGCACACACGCAGCACAAAACGAGCGUUUACCUUUGCGAGUCAUAGUGCAAGUCUUGUUCUUUGAGCAGAUGCGGCUUCGGACAUCUAUAGCAGGAUGGUUCUUCGACUCGGACAGCAACAACGACGACACAAGCGGCAAGAUUCCGGCGCUAGAACUAGGACACAAGAAGAUAGCAAAUGCAAAUGUGAUGAUGAAUGGGAUGAGGAACCGCGUUUACGAGCUUGAGAAAGAAUGUAUGAGCAUGAAGCAAGAUCUUGACAAGCUUGUCAAGACUAAAGAAGGACGCAACUUCUUCUCCAAGAUAUUCGGAUUGAGGUUUAAGACUAAGACUUCACCAUGCGGUGGCAGCGGUAAAGGAGGGGACGAAGACGCUCUAAUGACUCGUGAAACCAAAAACUGAUAAGAGAAGAGCAAUAAUAAUAACUAAUAACUACACUUUGGUUCCUUUUUGUUCUUGAAAUUUAUAUGUUUAGACUCUUCUAAGUCUCGUUGAUCAACUUCUUGGUCUAUGACACAAUUGGAGACAUUUUGAAACCACAUGAUCUCG